AUGUCUAUUCGUCGUGACCGACCAGAUGAUCUAACCUGGGAGGUUAAAGAGUUUAAAAGAGAGCAGCAAGAGAUGAUCGCAUGUUUCAGACGUAUGCAGGAAGAGGGUACAGAUAUAGUCAAUCACGAAUCUCGUCAGCAAGAGCAGCCCGGCCCUGACAAACAAAGGAAUCAUCAUCUGCCCUCCAAGAGGCGGUCAGACUAUCAACGGCAGGGUCUGGGGGUCAUAUCCCCACCUCCAAAGCGAAAGCGAACUCUCCCUCCCAGCUUCUGGGGCCAGAACAUCCCAGACCAGCCUCCCGAUAAUGAUAUUCGGAAACACUGGCCACUGUUUGGGCACCCUGGUAGUAUUACCACUAUCAGCGCGAUCAAUAAGCGACAGGCCAUACUUGAUCACCUUGACGAUCAGGCAACCUUCAAAAAGGGAGAUGAGGAUUAUAAAGUACACAUGAAGCUACGGUGCAAGGUGGGCAUCGAGCUUGAAAAAUGGGCUAGUGUUGGCUGUCAGCUUUGUUACGUUCUCGACGACACCGGCUUAGAUCACAAUCUCGAAAACUGCACCGCUGCAGGUUCCAAGGCAGCGCAGAUAAUCCUGAGCUGGCUAGGAACGUUGCAUCUUGAACGGUACGCAGGGAACGUAAAUCAUUGCAGCCUCUGCACCGAGACCGGCCAGAUAUGCGAAGAUAUAGCUAUAAUGAUUCGCAGGUGUCAUGCCAAUACCAAGGAAGAGAAGAAUCAUUGGACAGAGAAGUACAUGUCGGCAACGGGUCCAGAUGGAUUCUGCGAGAACAAGCUAGCUAUACGAAGGACCAUUGCCGCCCUUUGUACAGUUGACGACCAGAUUCUCGGCAAAGCAUUGACCAGAUUCGUAUCACAGACAUAUAACACAGAUCUCACAUUAGAAAGUCAAGCGAUCAAGUGGUUCGAAGAAAAGGUUCCUCUCGAAGAGACCUGGAUACCGCAACUCCUUGUAGCCUUUGACCUGCUUGUACGAGCAUUUGAGUUCCUUUCCUGCGGUGCGGUGGGGGCAGGUAGAGACAACGGUACUUACGACUCCGGCCCUAGUGGACUCUCUGAAGCCCCUACCCUUCAUAUGUCUUGGGGCGAUAGCGAAGAGGUUAGCGAGUGGAAGGUCGUGAUGGAUUGGUGGAUGGGCAAAUGCAGCUUUUGUGCAGGACGAGGAGUGCAAGGGCCACAAAUCGAGCAUACCCUACGCCAGUGCCCACAUGGUGGGAAGCAGGUUCUCAGCUCAGAGUUAGCAGAGGGAAUCUACGAAGAAGGCUUCAGGGCUCGUGGAGGCUGCCGGAGAUGUGCUCUGCCUCGGGAAGUCUGUGAGGCAUGGGAACAGGACACAUCCGGGGAGUGGUAUUUUCAUCCAAGAGUUCGUUGCCAGUACGGAAGCCAAGCUUACGAUACUGCCAUUGGCUUCUUCUGCAAAAACUCUCGUUACCGUAUAAUGCUUAUGGAGAGUAUAUCAGAGGAGGGUUUGAAUGAUCUUGAUGAAGAGUCGGUGGCUAUGUGGUUAGGAAAGAAGAUAACCGUAACAGGUGUAGAGGCCUCUGAAAUCAUGAGGCAGUUGAGAUGGUGGUCACAAAUGGUUUGGAAAAGUGCAAGGAGCUGUAUGGGAGGCCCUUAUGCGCGCUACUGUAUUGUUCGAGACGACAGCGAUAGCAACGGCCCGUCCGACACGGCUAAUGAAGCUGAUGCUAGACAUCAGAGCGCUAUGGAUGAGUUCAUUGCUGCAGGUGAGGUUCGAUUGAAGGAAGCAGACGCCGCACGACUACGGAAGGGGGACUUGGAAGAAGAUAUCGACCGUGAUUCGCCGUGGGUCAAGAGGCUAGGCCGAGUACGGCACUUUGGCUCCCGGGACUUGAUCAGUAUUCACGACGCUGCCCAGUGGCUAUAG
Fusarium oxysporum Fo47 is the source of this 1905-nucleotide messenger RNA. RefSeq lists its product as uncharacterized. Lineage: Eukaryota; Fungi; Ascomycota; Sordariomycetes; Hypocreales; Nectriaceae. The record is from RefSeq and is a predicted model, not a curated record. Bases 1 to 1905 code for a protein of 634 amino acids. The transcript has 2 exons.